Messenger RNA from Mercenaria mercenaria, 1218 nucleotides. RefSeq lists its product as uncharacterized. NCBI's taxonomy places the organism in Eukaryota, Metazoa, Mollusca, Bivalvia, Venerida, Veneridae. The coding region runs from base 663 to 1118 and encodes 151 amino acids. The transcript is spliced from 2 exons. The record is from RefSeq and is a predicted model, not a curated record.
AAAGAUAGACAUAUUUGUUAUAGAAAUUUAUCAUGGUAAUGGUUAAUAUAUUGACAAUGCAUAGAUUUUUAAUGUAUGUUGAAAUUGUUAUUUUGACUGAAUUGAAUAACAUUUUACCAAUACAACGAUUUGCCUACAAAAAACCACAGGUAUCUUAUUUUAUCUGCUUUGGGUUUGUCUUUAUGUUUAGAUUUGAAAAAUAUAUAUAACUCCUCCGGUGCUACUGUGCUAUUCUACUAGAUCUCAUAGUGUCAUCCACCAAACCAUUGACUAUCACAUCUGCUGCUCCACCCUAAGUUUCAGCUUGUGUCCAAAGCCAUGAAGUAUUAACCAUUACCCUGCUAAAUUUCUAUAAUGAACUUGUCCAUCUUUCAAUUUAAAGUUAGACUGUAUACCAUUUACUGUCAAAGGAUACUGAUUGAAUUGAAACAGUGCAGAUUAUGAUCAGAAUGCAUGGAUGUGCAGGUUGAUCAUGAUCUACACUAUCUGCUAAGGCAGAACUAGUCGUGUCCAGCAUAAUAAAAGGUAAGAUAAAAGGUAUUAAUUCCAGAUGUCUGAAAAUUUCUCUUUCUUGGAUGUCAUUGUAUCUGGAUGUCAGUGCCUUCAAACAAUUACAUUUAUCAACAUUGUUUUAUUUUCCAGUUUUUGGUCUUUGAGGCGUGAUGGGUCAUGGUAUGAGAAGUAGACGGUGCCGCAUUGGCCAUGCCAGUAAACGAAAACAACAAAUUAAAGAAACAGUCUUUGACAUUGUUCCAGAAACCUAUGAAAGUGAGCGAUUCUUCAGUAGUUUUCUUGAACAGUUCCCUUCAUUAUCUGAACCUACAACAUGUGAUAGUGACAUAACUAAAGAUCAUCUUACUGCAGAUGAACAUUAUGUGGUUUUUGACGGUGUGUUUCAGCAUGGACCAGAUGCUGACAUUGAUGCAUUGAUCAAAUCUAAAUACAUGUUAAAAUACACUAACUUGAAGCAGAAAUGUGUUGACUUGAGGGAAUAUGCAGAGUAUAGUUGUCUUUCAACAUCUAAAUAUAUAAGAUUUGUACAACUGUAUGGGGAUGGGGUAUGUGCAAAUCCAGUGAUUAAGGUGUGUAUUACAGUGAAAAAGAGGACUUUUCAGUAAACAUUUGUGUACAUGGAGUCUCUCUACCUGCUGACCAUCAAAUCUGGUCCCACAUUCCCACGUAUUGUAAAACAUUAGACCAAAUAAAAUGCAUCCUUGA